AUGUUCCACUUCUCACGCAGCCAGAGCCACGAAGAUGGCAGACGGACAUCUGAAGGGAUUCACGCUUGGCUGGUGGGUGCGGAUAUUGGCUGUCUAGCAGCUGCUGUCCACUUGAUCCAAGAUGCGAAAGUGCCAGGGCCUCAGAUCCACAUCUUGAGAAAUUCGGCAUCGCAGUCUCACAUCUUAGAGGGUUUUCCGAUUAACAGAGCGCUUCAUUCGGAGACAGAAUCUAUCACUAAAGAAGACCGUCUCCCAUCCAGGCGCAUAUUGAGCCAGAACUACGUUUGUACCAACGAUCUCCUAUCGCGGAUUCCGUCACUGGACAAUUCCACGAGAACCAUCCAGGAGGAACUAGUCGAGCUCGAGAAUGAAAAGAAUCUAUCCAAAGAUUACCAAACUAGAGUGAUCGCCAACGAAGACCACACGAUGGAUAUUCUGGACACCAAGAGACUCGACCUCAACCUGGGUGACCGUGUCCGCAUUAAGAAGAUGAUGCUGGCGAGCAAAGGGGGUCUGAUGAAAACGAGAAUAAUGGAUAUUUUCAAUGAGGAAUUUUUUCAUGGAAAGUUCUGGAGCAUGUGGGCGACCAAGUGUGUACCAGUUUUCUUCCCCUUUCCGAUUUUUCAUGCAAAGAAACUGAGCUCGUGUAGGUUUGCAUUCCAGCCAUGGCACAAUGCCGAGGAAUUCCGGCGCCACCUUCGAUAUAUCCACGAUUUUGCCAAUCUCCACACAUUGAGCCCGAUUGACUGCACGCCGUACGAGCUGUUCAACUCCAUCAUUAUUCCGGUCACCUCCUACCUUCAAGCACAAGCAGUAGACUUCAAACAUAAUGUCACGGUCUUGGACGUGGUGAUGGAUUCAGAGAGUGACCCGACAUUGGUAUCUGGUCUGAAGGUCCAGCAGAGUGGCACAGUAACCGUCAUCAGCAUCUCUCCCAAGGACAUCCUGAUCAUCACCCUCGGAUCCAUCUACGCGGGUUCAACAUUAGGAACGAACUGGUCUCCUCCCGCGCCUGUCCCAGAGGUCGAGGAGUUGACACUCGACGACUCGUGGGACCUGUGGUUUAAGCUCUCGCGAAAACAUCCGAAAUUUGGAGACCCGUCACGAUUUUGUGGGCGCAUCGCAGAGUCAACUAUGGCAUGCUUUCUUGUGACGCUGAAUGACUGGGACUCCUUCGAGCGAUUUGCAGCUCUAGUGCAGUCGCCACUCAAUACGAGCACGCUGUUGAGUUUUAAGGACAGCAACUGGCGGUUGAGCCUGAAUGUGCCGCGCCAGCCGCAUCUUGCCGGUCAAUCAGAAGACACCCAGCUGAUAUGGGGCUACGCACUAUCCCCAUCGCGCGAAGGGAACUUCAUCCAUAAACCAUUGAGCAGUUGUACCGGUGAAGAGGUUCUGAUGGAGGUGCUCCAACAACUACAAUUACCCCUGGAUCCGAUACUCGAGCACUCCAUUACAGUGACCAGCUUAUUGCCACUUGCAACGGCGCAGUACCUGACACGAGACAAAGACGACCGCCCAAAUACCGUCCCCGACAACGUGCACAAUAUGGCGCUAAUCGGCCAGUUUGUGGAAAUUCCUCAGGAUACAGUGUUUUCCAUGGAGUACACUAUCCGCGGGGCACAAACGGCUGUAUACCACUUGAUGGGCCUGGAAGAGCAGAAGCUGAAAGCGCAUAAGAACUACUGGGAUAGUUUUUGGACGAUUCUACUUUGA
Molecule: messenger RNA, 1713 nt
Organism: Penicillium maclennaniae
Lineage: Eukaryota; Fungi; Ascomycota; Eurotiomycetes; Eurotiales; Aspergillaceae
Product: oleate hydratase
Exons: 1
Coding region: 1-1713 (570 amino acids)
Biological process (GO): fatty acid metabolic process
Molecular function (GO): FAD binding; oleate hydratase activity
Source: RefSeq, a predicted model, not a curated record